AUGGAUAAGGAAAUUUUUCGAUUUUACCUCAAAGUGCGUACUGCACUUAAUAUUCAACCAACAAUUAUUCAUGAUGAAUUACAUACUGUUUUCGACGAUGAAUCUCUUUCUUUUAGAACUGUUGCAAGAUGGUCUAAAUGGUUUCGUGAAGGCCGAGAAGAGAUUGAAGACGAGACACGACCUGGAAGACCUAUUACCGAGGCCACAUCUAAAAAUAUUGAACAAGUCCACAGCAUUAUCAAUGAUGAACCUUAUAUUACAGUGGAAGAACUGCAAGCACAAACGGAUCUCAGUCAUGGCACUAGUUAA
Messenger RNA from Rotaria sp. Silwood1, 309 nucleotides. The record is from the annotation of a GenBank genome assembly. NCBI's taxonomy places the organism in Eukaryota, Metazoa, Rotifera, Eurotatoria, Philodinida, Philodinidae.